Punica granatum (pomegranate) is the source of this 968-nucleotide messenger RNA. Lineage: Eukaryota; Viridiplantae; Streptophyta; Magnoliopsida; Myrtales; Lythraceae. The record is from RefSeq and is a predicted model, not a curated record.
AGAAUACUCUCCAAUAAAAUCCAUUGCCCUUUUUCUUAUUGUGUUUGUCUCGGUUUUUCAGUUCCCCCAAUUAUUCCGGAGAAGAAGAACAAGGAGGAGGAGGAGGAGGAGGGCCAGAGCCCCAAUCCCCCGUUCAAUCUUCAGGAAAUUGAGUCGAACCCCAUGAAAUCAAUUCAUAGGGUCCUUUGAUCUCUGUUUCCUGAAGAAACAAAAGAAAAAGGAAAGCAAAAAGGUUUUUCGAUUCGAUUGAGUUUUCUCCUCGGCGGAUCGAUUUGCAGCUUCUGGGUCUUCCCCAUACUGCAUGCAUGGGCGCAGUGGUUGUCUUGUAUGCUGUUCAAAGCCCAAACUGAUCUCUUCAGCUGGGCCCUUACCAGAGGGACAGGAAUCUAGGGGACAGGAUUUUUUUUGGAGCACGAGUGUUUCUGAUAUGGACUACAGUGCGGCACAGUCACAGGGCAGCAUAUCAUCAAUCAGCACAUCAAACCAGACCCUCUAUCAACAUGGUGGUUUGGGGCCAUCUGGAACUCCUGAGUCUGUUAAUCACGGUCUUCUUCUCUGGAACCAGACUAGGCAGCAUUGGUUAAGUAAUAAAAAAAAUAAGACCCGACCACGGCAGGUCCGAGAACCUAAAUUAAGUUGGAAUGUUACAUACGAAAGCUUACUAGGAAGCAACAAGCCAUUUCCCCAGCCCGUCCCUCUCUCUGAAAUGGUCGAUUUCCUCGUCAAUGUGUGGGAACAAGAGGGUAUGUAUGACUGACACGAGGGAGUCGGGAACGCAGCUGAGUUGUUGGACAAUCUCUUGAAUUGUUUGUAGAUUGUUGAAGCAUAUCGAAUUCCCGGCAAUGGUGGAAUUUAGAGGGGGGGAGCCAGUUUUGUUUCUUCAGUGUCAUACUGACUUGUGUAAACAUUCCUUUGUGGUCUCCACUGUUGAGAUUAAUUUACAGAAUCAAACUGCCUUUUGUGUCAAA